AUGCCGCCUCGACUAAACCUCUUCACAGCCAACAAGGCCGUCUCGGCCCUGCGCCAAUCCACCACGCCCGCACUCAUCGCCAGCCCCGUCCGAUUCCGCGCCGCUCAGUCACUACCCAUUCAGUGCCGAUGGAGCUCUUCGCGCGAUGGCUCAAAGAAGGUCGAGCCACAGCCCGAUCAGCAGACUUACCCGACUGUCGAUCAGCUGCCCGAUGUUAGCGAGGAGGCCAACGAGAUCUCCCGAAUUAUGGAUAAGGAAAAGCGUUGUGAUGGUAUUCCUUCUACUCCCGAGUUGGAUCAAGGGACGCCCGUUGAGGAGGUCCUCAGCCGCGAUAAGGACGCUAUGAAACACAUGCCGCAGGUUAUGCGAGACGCAUUGAAAAAGUCCGGUGGCUCGCGCUCGUUCUCGACUUCGGCUCGAAGCCUUAUGAACGAUCUGCAGGGUGUUGAGCCUAACAACGAGGCUAACCUUAUUCCUCAUAUUCCUGGACUCGAGGGCGCUAGUGAUGAGGCCACUGCUGCUCUUGCUAGUAUGAUUGAGCAGGUGCAGGGUCAGGCUCUUGAGGAAAACCCUGGGCUCAAGUUCGAUCCGCCUGCUCUUCCAGAGGAUAUGAAGACGUUGAACUUCCGCAAGCGCUACGAUACCAUGCAGGAUCAGUUCACUAAGAUGAUGAUGGAGAGUGGGAAAUUGACGAAGGCGCAGAAGAACAUGUCUCUCGUUCUGGACCACCUCCGCACCGCCUCUCCUCCCCAGAUCAACCCCCGUCGCCGUCUCCUCGGGGCUCCCCCAGCAUCCCAGCUCCCCCUCGACCCUGUCCUCUACCUUACUCUCGUCGUCGACUCCGUGGCGCCUCUCUUCCGCAUCCGUCAGCAGAAGGGUAUCGCCGGUGGUGGUACUGCCGUGCAGAUUCCUCACCCGCUGACUCUGCGCCAGCGCCGCCGUACUGCGAUCAAGUGGAUUCUUGAUGCGUCGGAUAAGCGACGUGAUGCGCUGUUUGCGAACCGUGUUGCGGCUGAGGUGGUGGCCGUUGCUGAGGGUCGUAGCGGUGUCUGGGAGAAGAGGGACCAACAGCACAAGAUUGUUGGUCUUAUUGGAUUGUAUUUCUUCUAUCCGGGUUUGGGGGCCGACUACCCUCCGGCCUCUCUCUUGAAGGUGGCUCCUACCUCGCACUCCGAUUCCAUUGAACUUGUCGACUACCUCCCUCCCUCCCACACAGCUACCACAACCGCAUCUGGCCCCGCUCGCUCAGACCAAUAUCGAGAUAGCGUUAGGCGGUUAGACCUUGCCGCCAACUCAAACCCCCUUACAGAUUUUGAUAUUCUUGAGGAAUCGCAGGAGAAGACAUUAGAGCACGACCAGCCUCAGGGCUUUCAUCUUCGGUUCUGGGCUGAGGCUCUCCGACGUCGCGCUCACAACGCAUCGCACGGGAACGUCGAUCCUGAUUCAAAAGCCAAGAUGAAGUUCUCGCAUAGUAUUCAGUUUAAUGCUGUGCCCGAUUGGAGCUCGAACUACAUCGCGUACAGCAAUUUGAAGAAAUUGAUCUACACCCUCGAGAAACAGGUCAAUCGCGUUGAGGGACCGUCCACCACAGAUGUAGAGUCUGCUCCGCUGCUGGGCGCUGAGCCGAGCAACCCGGAUGCAAUCUUUAAAAGGGCUCUUGACGUUGAGAUGGAUAAGAUCUGUUCCUUCUAUCAGAAGAAGGAGGCGGAGAUUUUUGAACUCGCAGAUGAGCUCAUAAAAGACGCUGAUGUAUAUCUUUCCGAAACGGACGGUGUUAAUAUGGACCCCGUCAGCGAGACAAUCAUAAAGGCAAGCUCCCGCCGCGGCAACAAUGUCUCGGCUCCGCGCCGGCGGUCUAGUGCUGUGAGCAAUGACUCGAUGGCGGACGAUGAAGGAGAAGGUGGUGAUAGCGACGACGAUCGUUCCCCGGCGGCCGUCUCACAUCGCCCAAGAGUGUCGCAGUCGAUCGAUGGCGAGUCUGGCACGGAGGACCAGUACGGUGAUUUGGUAGACUCUUCCUACUUUGGACUCGCGACCAGCCGAGAACCGCACGAGUCGUACUUGAACGACGAGGAUUUCCGCGCUCUUUAUAAUACCGGUAUAUCGUUAAAAAAGCGACUGAUCGAAUGCUACGUCUCACUCUGCGAACUUCGCUCCUUCAUCGAGCUGAACAAGACUGGCUUCGCCAAGGCCCUGAAGAAGUAUGACAAAACCUUGGACCGCAGCCUGCGCCGAGACUACCUAGCCACUGUUGUCCAUCCCGCACCACCUUUCACUGAAAGUACCAUGGCUGAAAUCGAUCGCCAUAUUGAGAACGUGGAGGGUGUGUACGCGGGCAUCGUCACGAAGAACGAUAAACAGUCUGCUAGGCGCGAGCUGCGUCUGCAUCUGCGUGAGCAUGUCGUUUGGGAACGGAACACUGUCUGGCGCGAGAUGAUCGAAAUCGAACGACGUGCGCAGGCCGCCAAUGUUGGUAUUCGCCGGACCCUCCUGGGCGGCGAUGACCCGGCUACCUCACGGCGCCAGGGCGACAAGAACGAGAUCCGCACCCAGGAGAUGUCAACCCCGCUUGGUCGAUUCCAGUUUCCGUUAUGGCUCUGUAGCUUGAGCUUUGGUACGCUGAUAUUUAGUAUCGCCAUAUUCGGCGUAAUGCUUUCCUUGAACGUGAUGGAAACUCCCGAGGAGCAGAACUGCUUGGCUAUGCUAGUCCUCGUUAGUAUCUUGUGGGCCACUGAGGCCAUUCCGCUGUUUGUCACUUCGCUUCUUAUCCCAUUCCUAGUCGUGACUCUAGGCAUCAUGCGGUCAGACGAAGAGCCGUACACGCGGCUGGGACCCAAGGAAUCAGUCGGCAAGGUGUUCGCGGCGAUGUGGACUCCUGUGAUUAUGCUACUCCUAGGUGGUUUCUCAAUCGCAGCGGCGCUGUCCAAGUACGAUAUCGCACGGCGCAUGGCCAUGUUUGUGCUAAGCAAAGCUGGAUCGAAGCCAUCUGUGAUGCUAUUGACCAACAUGUUUGUGAGCAUGUUCUUGAGCAUGUGGAUCAGCAAUGUUGCGUCCCCUGUGCUCUGCUACUCUAUCAUCCAGCCUCUGCUGCGCAACAUGCCUCCCGAGUCGGACUUCGCCAAGGCACUCGUGCUGGGUAUCGCGUUAGCCGCCAAUGUCGGUGGUGCAGCGUCCCCGAUUGCCUCGCCGCAGAACAUCAUUGCCCUGCAGAACAUGCAGCCGAACAUCAGCUGGGGCACAUGGUUCUUCAUCGCAUUGCCCGUCUGCAUCAUCUCCAUUCUACUCAUCUGGGUUCUGCUGCUGGUGACAUUCCGCCCGGGCCGCAACGCAACCGUGAUGCCCAUCCGCCCUGUCAAGGACCGCUGGACCGGCAUGCAGUCCUUUAUCAGCAUCGUCACGCUCCUGACGAUCGUCCUCUGGUGCGCCAGCCACCAGCUCGAGCACAUUUUCGGCGACAUGGGCGUCAUCGCCAUCAUCCCUCUCGUCAUCUUCUUCGGCACCGGCAUCCUCAACAAAGAGGACUUCAACAACUUCCUCUGGACGAUCAUCAUCCUCGCCGCCGGUGGUCUGUGUCUGGGCAAGGCCGUCACUUCAUCGGGCUUGCUGCACACAAUCGCCAUGGGAAUCACCGCGCGUGUUGAGAACCUCAGCCUAUACAGCGUCCUCUUAGUCUUCUGUUCUCUCAUCCUUGUCAUGGCCACCUUCAUCUCGCAUACUGUCGCCGCCCUUAUCAUCCUACCGCUUGUCCGCCAGAUCGGUGUUAGCAUGGAGAAUCCUCACCCCAACUUGUUGGUCAUGGCUAGUGCCUUGAUGUGCUCUGUUGCGAUGGCAUUGCCCACGAGUGGAUUCCCUAAUAUGACUGCUAUCAUGACUGAAGUACCUCAGACCGGCCAGCGAUAUCUCCAAGUCCACCAUUUCCUGACUCGCGGCAUCCCGGCCAGUCUCAUGUGCUUUGUGGUUAUUGUCACAAUUGGAUACGGACUGAUGUAUGUUGCGGGGUUGUAG
Penicillium psychrosexuale is the source of this 4005-nucleotide messenger RNA. RefSeq names its product putative plasma membrane phosphate transporter Pho87. Gene Ontology annotation, biological process: monoatomic anion transmembrane transport; polyphosphate metabolic process; phosphate ion transport. The transcript has 8 exons. Bases 1 to 4005 code for a protein of 1334 amino acids. Lineage: Eukaryota; Fungi; Ascomycota; Eurotiomycetes; Eurotiales; Aspergillaceae. Gene Ontology annotation, molecular function: phosphate transmembrane transporter activity. Gene Ontology annotation, cellular component: membrane. The record is from RefSeq and is a predicted model, not a curated record.